CCGUUCUACGAUGAGAACUAGUCCAACACAGUUUGUUAUUAUGGUGGAGUUCAUGGAGAGAAAUGGGGACUUAGCUAAACCAACUGGAGGCCCAAGGGGUCGGCAGUGGGCCACAAAUAAAUGGCGGGAGCUCGCUGCGAAAUUAAAUUGCGAUGGAACUGGUGACUCCCGAACGGAAGAAAAGUGGCGAAAGGUCUGGACGGAUUUUAAAAAUAAUACAAAAAGGAAGGCGGCCAAAUUAAAUAGAAGCAUGACUGGAACAGGGGGUGGUCCAGCUUUGAAGAUAAGCCUCACAGACUUAGAGCUCAGAGUGCUGGCGAUUAUGGGAGAGCAGGCUGCCUCAGGCAUGAAUACCAUCCCUGAAGUUGGUUUUGAACAUGUAGAACAAGAAGUGGAGUUGGCAUCACAGGAGGUUGACAUAAACCCAGUAGAAGAGAUUGAUUUUCAGAGGGAGCCCUCUCCUCUACUAAAUAUAUGGGAUGAGGACUGGAACCAACCUGGCACCAGCCAAGAGCAACCGCCUCGAGCACCAACUCCACCACAAACUAGGAAGUGGACUCCACAACCAAAGAAAAAAUCUCAAAACUAAAAAUGUAGCAGAUCUAUUUUUAAGUGCUGAAAUGGAUCGGAUGGAAGGUAAAAUGAUGGUGAAAUGAUUCGGGAUGGAAGGUAUUUUGAACUGGAGAAAGAGAAAAUACGGCAGAGAGAUUUAGAGCUAGAAUUGCAAGCU
Plodia interpunctella (Indianmeal moth) is the source of this 730-nucleotide messenger RNA. RefSeq lists its product as uncharacterized. The transcript is spliced from 5 exons. NCBI's taxonomy places the organism in Eukaryota, Metazoa, Arthropoda, Insecta, Lepidoptera, Pyralidae. The record is from RefSeq and is a predicted model, not a curated record. The coding region runs from base 11 to 589 and encodes 192 amino acids.